AUGGACGGACCAAACCCCGUCCCCAGAGCAAGGGAUAAUCGCCGCAAGUUUAUCGAACUCCGAUGUAUCAAGUAUCAUCAGGACACCGAUCGCUGGCACGACGUGGAUCACACCAAGAAGGAAUUGACCCGGAUCCUUGGCAUGUACCUCGACCUGGAGACCCUAGAGUUCAACUGUGGAGUCAGCAGCUCAUUCCCAGUCUUAUUUCUCGUUCAAACCCUCGUCCAAAAUAACAUCCAGGUCCAGAUGUUGCCACGGUCCCGUCAUUACCGCCACCAGACCUAUGAGUCCAAGACAACUUUGGCCAGCCACGACCCACCGCUGCACAAGUUGGAUCUCGGAGAUUAUUUUUCUGCUGGGAUGAGUGUCCAACGGAUGGACCUCCAAGCCCUUGUCGACAACAACAACACCAACAACAACAACAAUACCACCGCUAUAGCAACUUCUGGAUCCGUUCCGUCUCCAGUCAUCCUCAUCUCGACAACUUUGGAAGAAGUGGCUCGUACAAUCACCGUUCAUUUGGAGACCAUGUCUGACCAGGUUCUCCUCGAUGCAGUCAGAGAUGUUGUCUUGUACCAGCAUUGGACGGUGACGGUGACGAGCGGUGGUGGUGCAGGACAAGCAGGAGGAGAGAUGAAGAUUGAGGUAUUGAUGGACCAUUCGAAGGAGGACAAGGACAGGAUAUUUGAUCACCUUGUGUUGGACACCAGGAACGUCCCGGUCCAGAGAGUGUUUGGCCUGUUGGGUCAGUUGAAUAGUAAGCGGUGA
Messenger RNA from Linnemannia hyalina, 768 nucleotides. NCBI's taxonomy places the organism in Eukaryota, Fungi, Mortierellomycota, Mortierellomycetes, Mortierellales, Mortierellaceae. The record is from the annotation of a GenBank genome assembly.